AUUCCUAAGACUCCUCUGGAUAAAAAGGUGGUUAUUCUACCAAAGCAAAGCCAGAAGUAAGAAACAGAGAGACAUUGCGUUUGUUAGCUCCGAAUUGAUCAAUGGCUCAGUCAUAUUCGUGGCUCUUCCUGGCGACUUGUGCCACCCUCUUCCUUCUGAUUUCGUCGGCGACAACAGCGGACGCAGGAGGAGCAGGAACAGCACCAGGGAUGGAAAUGACGUGGAUGCCCUCCAUCUCCAUGGAAGGAGCUGAAGAAGAGUUCAUGUUGGACAACGAGAUCAACCGGCGCAUGUUAGCGAGCACAAGGUACAUAAGCUACUGUGCGAUCCAUAGGGGCAGUGUCCCCUGUUCUCACCGCGGAGCCUCCUACUACCAUUGCCAACCUGGCGCUCAGGCCAACCCUUACCAUCGUGGCUGCAGUGCCAUUACAAGGUGCAGGCACUAAGCUAAAUUAUUAUAUUCUAUUUUUAUUUUUUUAAAAAAAUUGGCAUUGGGAUAAUUGCAUUGUACACAUCAAGAUAUUAUUGCAUGGUUAUUAAUUAACUCCUUAUUAUUAUGUAGUAUAAUGUAUUGGCCGAUUGCUGAUAUAUAAUUAAAAUAAUGAUUCAGUGUCUGUGUCACUCA
Glycine soja is the source of this 625-nucleotide messenger RNA. Its product is annotated as protein RALF-like 33. The coding region runs from base 102 to 446 and encodes 114 amino acids. The transcript has a single exon. The record is from RefSeq and is a predicted model, not a curated record. Lineage: Eukaryota; Viridiplantae; Streptophyta; Magnoliopsida; Fabales; Fabaceae.